Bubalus bubalis (water buffalo) is the source of this 5335-nucleotide messenger RNA. It is a transcript of the gene ITGB1BP2, whose product is annotated as integrin subunit beta 1 binding protein 2. The transcript has 11 exons. Lineage: Eukaryota; Metazoa; Chordata; Mammalia; Artiodactyla; Bovidae. Bases 460 to 1506 code for a protein of 348 amino acids. The record is from RefSeq and is a predicted model, not a curated record.
AGAUGUGGUGCUAUUGGUGGUACACAGAAGUAAUGAGGAUGGGAGGAAAGCUGCUGCUUUGAAAGAGGAAGAAAAUGGGCUGGAGGAAUUGGGGUACCUUCGCCAAACUGGGAGGGGGCUUAAAAUUGGUUAUUUCUUUCUGACCAGGCUUGAAAUUGGCAUGGUAGAUCUAAAACAAGUCUCAGCAAUGGUGAGCUGACCUCACCCAGGUUCCAAGCCCUACUCUGCCUGAUACUUUUUUCUUAAGCCUCAGAGCUAAAAUGUUCCUGAGUUCUUUCCUAUUGGCUGGGAAGACCAAUUGAAGUUCCCUUGCCCAUGUUAGGAGGUAUACGCCUCCUGAACUAAAGAUAGAAACAGCUGGCCCUUCCAGGCAGCUAAAAGCCUCCAGACUAAGAGGUGUUCCCCACUCGGCAGCCAGACUCCUUGAAAUACCCUUUCAGUAAUUCUACCAACGCCUCCAUGUCUCUACUCUGCCAUAACAAAGGCUGUGGGCAGCAUUUUGACCCCCAAACCAACCUUCCUGAUUCCUGUUACCAUCACCCUGGGGUCCCAAUCUUCCAUGAUGCACUUAAGGGUUGGUCCUGCUGCCGGAAGCGAACUGUAGAUUUCUCUGAGUUUCUAAACAUCAAGGGCUGUACUGUGGGACCACACUGUGCCGAGAAGCUCCCUGACGUCCCUCAACCUGAGGGCCCUGGUACAAGCAGUUCACUUCAGGAGCAAAAACCUCCGAAUGUGAUUCCAAAGUCAGCAGAGACUUUGCGUCGGGAGAGGCCCAAGUCAGAGUUGCUUCCAAAGUUGCUUCCGCUAAAUAUAUCCCAAGCCCUGGAAAUGGCACUGGAACAGAAGGAAUUAGACCAAGAACCUGGAGCAGGAGUUGACAGUAGCCUGAUCCGGAUUGGGGCCAGCUGCCAGAACCCAGGAUGUGAUGCUGUAUACCAAGGCCUAGAGAGUGAUGCUACUCCAUGUACCUACCACCCUGGAGCACCUCAAUUCCAUGAGGGGGUGAAAUCUUGGAGCUGUUGUGGCAUCCAGACCCUGGAUUUUGGGGCAUUCCUGGCACAGCCAGGAUGCAGAGUUGGUAGACAUGAUUGGGGGAAGCAGGUGCCAGCAUCUUGCCGUCAUGAUUGGCAUCAGACAGAUUCCUUAGUAGUGGUGACUAUAUAUGGCCAGAUUCCACUUCCUGCAUUCAACUGGGUGAAGGCCAGUCAAACUGAGCUUCAUGUCCACAUUGUCUUUGAUGGUAACCGUGUGUUCCAAGCACAGAUGAAGCUCUGGGGGGUCAUAGACGUGGAGCAGAGCUCUGUCUCCUUGAUGCCAUCUCGGGUUGAAAUUUCCCUGGUCAAGGCUGACCCAGGAUCCUGGGCCCAGCUGGAGCACCCCGAUGCACUGGCUGAGAAGGCUAAGGCUAAGGUUGGGUUAGAGAUGGAUGAGGAAGAGUCUGAGGAUUCAGAUGAUGACUUGAGCUGGACAGAGGAGGAGGAAGAGGAGGAAGCAAUGGGGGAAUAGUGAUACCAGACAGUCAAGUCUAGAUAGGAUCUCAGUGACUCCCUUAGAAUUUCAGAGACCAGGAUAUGGUUGGCCAUGGAGUGUCACUGAGCAACAGGAGGCAGGAGGGGAGAACAAAAGUGUCCAAACCAUGCUGUUUUUUCCCUUAAAUAAAUCUUGUAUUCUGCAGUUUCACAUAGUGUUGUUCUCUCACCUCACUAUCUAAGAUUGCAUUCAUUCCCUCCAGCUUCUGUGUGUGUGUGUAGCACACAUGUGUGAAUACAAGCACAUGCAAUCAAUUCUUCACAACCACCAAGUAUUUACUGAGUACUUACUACGUGCCCAGUUACAUGUUAGGUGGUUUAGAGGUAUCUGAGAAGCAGUAGACUUAUUCAUUCCUCUUAGGAAAAUUGUAGUGUGGUUGACAAGUCAAGGCUAAUCUACAUGAGAUAAUAAAAAAUAUUAUCAAGUAGUUUAACUGAGUGCUAAAUUGUGCAGUACAAUUUUAAAAGCUAUAGGAGUUGAGAGAAUGGAGUGAUUAAUGUGGACUGUAGCAGAAAGGGAAAACACCAUGGAACAAGUACAUUUUUUACAGCUUUAAUUAAAUAUGGUACACAUCCUAUACAAUUUACCCAAGUGUAAGUGUAAAAUUCAGGUUUUGUUUUUUUUUUAGUAUACUCAGAGUUGUGCAGCCACAAUCAAUUUUAUUUUUAUUUUUUGGCCACACUGCAGCAUGUGGGAUCUUACUUAGUUCCCCAACCAGAGAUCGAACCCAUGCCCCUGCAGUAGAGCGCAGAGUGUUGUUAACCACUGGACCACCAGGGUAGUCCCAACUACAAUCAAUUUUAAGUUUUUGCCAUUCCCCAAAGAAACCCUAUACCCAUUAGCAGUCACUCCCAAUUUCCCCCCAUACUGAUACAACCACUGAUCUACUUUCUGCCUCUAUGCAUUUACCUAUUCUGGAUAUUUCAUACAAUAUGUGGUUUUUUGUGACAGACUUCUUUCACUUAGGAUGUUUUCAAGGUUCAUCCAUGUUCAUCCAACAUGAUGCUCAUCCGACAUCAGUACUUUGUUCCUUUUAAUGACCAAAUGAUAUUUCACUGUGUGGAUAUAACACUUGUUUAUCUCUUCAUCACUUGAGGUAUAUUUGGGUUAUUUGUACUUUUUGGCUAUUAUGAGUAAUGCUUCUGUAACAAUGCUCCUGUGAGCAUUCAAGUUUUUAUGUGGACCUAUGUUUUCAUUUCUCUUAGAUAUAUACCAAGUAUAAUUGGAGUGUAAUUUCUGGGUAAAAUGAUAACUUUUAACCUUUUGAGGAAUUGCCAGACUGUUUUCCAAAGAGGCUGCACCAUUUUACAUUCCCAUCAGCUGUGUAUGAGGGUUCCAGUUCUCUAUAUCCUAGAUAUCAUUUGUUACUUGUCUUUUAUUUAAAUUACAGCCAUCCUAGUGGGUGUGAAGUGGAAUCUCAUUGUGGUUUUAAUUUGCUUUUUCCUGAUGGCUAAUGAUGCUGAGCAUCUUUACAUGUGUUUGUUGACCAUUUUUGUAUCUUAUUUGGAGAAAUGUCUAAACCAAACCUUAGCCCAUUUGUUAAUAGGGUUGUUUGUCUUUUUAGUGAGGUUUUUAAAAAAUAUGUUCUAGAGAUAAAUCUCUUGUCAGAAACAUUUAUAAAUAUUUUCUCCAUUCCCUGUGUUGUCUUUCUACUUCCUUGGGGUCUUUUGAUACAUAAAAGUUGUAAAUUCUUUGGAAUUCUAAUUUAUCUAUCUUUCCUUUGGUUGCUUAUGCUUUUGAUGUCAUAUCCUAGAAACCAUUGCCUAAUAUAUGAAAAUUCAUUCCUAUGUUUUCUAAGAGUUUUAUAGUUUCAGCUCUUUCAUUUUGAUCUUUGAUCCAUCUUUUUAAAAAUACUUAUUUAUUUGGCUGCACUUGGGAUCUUCAUUGUGUUAUGUGGGAUCUUCCAUUGUAGUGCACAGACUCUGGUUAUGGCGCGUGGGCUCCAGAGCACAGAGACUUCAGUAGUUGUGGCACAUGUACUUAGUUGUUCCACGCCGUGUGGGAUCUUAGUUCCCCCACUAGGGAUCAAACCUGCGUCCCCUGCAUUGCCAGGUGAAUUCUUAAAAAUUUUCAUAUGUGGUAUGAGGUAGGGGUCCAACUUUAUAUUUUUGCCUAUAGCUAUCCAGUUGUCCCAACAUUGUUUGUGGGAAAGACUAUUCUGUCCCCACUGCAUUGUCCUGGCACCCUGGUUGAAAAUCAAUCAACCAUAAAUGUGAGGGUUAAGAAAUAUAUUUUGAGUGGAGAUUUGGAGAAUAAGAAAUUUGGAUAGCGAUGGAAGAGUAGGGAGAGCCAGGCUUGGGUAAGAAGGUGUUCUAUUUUACUUUUUAUGUUUAUUAUAAAUUCCAAAGGGCUUCCCUGGUGGCUCAGAGGGUAAAGCAAUACAGUGUCAUUGUAAAAGACAAUGCAAAAAUGUGUAGAGUAAGAAGUAAGAACUCCUCUUUGGAUUCUCUCCAAACUUAGUCCUUUUGCUGUUUGUAACCACUGCUAACAUAUCAGAGGAUUUUUUUUUUUUUUUUGGCCACUUGGCAUGCAGGAUCUUAGUUCCUUGACCAGGGAUCCAACCUGUACCCCCUGGAGUGAAACCAUGGUGCCCUAACCACUGGACCACCAGGUAAUUCCCUCAGAAGGUUUAAAUGAGGGAACAAAAGAGUCAAGUGAAGUGUGGCUAGAUUGGGAAGAGCCUAAAAUUCUAGAUCAAGGAUUUUGAAUAUGAUUUUAAAAGAGAGUUAAAAAGGCAUUAUAGGCAUUUUCUUUUUAAAAAAUUGUGUUCUAUUUAUUUGGUUACACUGGGUCCUUGUUGCUGCAUGCAGGAUUUCUCUAGUUGCAGCGAGCAGGGGCUACUCUUGGUUGCAGUGCACCAACUUCUUGGUGUGGUGGCUUCUCUUGUGGAGCACAGGCCCUAGGUGCACAUGGGCUCAGUUGUGGUGCAGUUUUAGUUGCCCUGUAGCAUGGGACCAGGGAUCAAACCUGUGUCCCCUGCAUUGGCAGGUAGAUUUUUAUCCACUGUACCACCAGGGAAGUUCAGCCUUUUCUUUUUAAAUGUAGUUUUGGUUUGUUUGUUUUGUUUUUUUUUUUGGGGGGGGGGGCACCUCACAGCUUGUGGGAUCUUAGUUUCCUGACCAGGGAUUGAACCCAGAACCAUGGCAGUGAAAGCACUAACCACUGGACCAUCAGGGAAUUCCCUUAAAUGUAGAUCUUAAUUAGAGGAGUGAUAUCUCUUUUUUGGAGUCUCUCUUCAAUCAGAUUUACUCCCUCAACAGCGUGGCCAAGAAUCUGGGAUUUCAGAUUCUUAGAAACAUCAAACUAGGAAGCUUACCAAACCUCAGGUGAUCUCAAGUAUUUUUCAUAGCACCCUUUUAUCUCAGUUCAGAUUCAAGGAACAUAAGGUUUCAUUAGUAGGUAGGAGUAAGAUGGGGGUGGGAGAAUGGAUAUGGGCAGCAAAGGUGAGGGAUUGCAGCAUAGCGUGGCUGAGGAUUUGGAAACUGAGGCAAGAUUAGGGGAUGUUAGAGAAUGCAUCAGGAAAGUUUCCUCUACCUUUCCUCUACCUUGCAGGAAAGUUUAAACAGAAAUAAAGGGGAUUCCUAGACCUCCAGGAUAUUCAAUAAUUCUGGCUUAGCUCUCUGCUCUCAUUCAAGUGCAAAUAAAGUUUUCCCCUUGAACUGAACCCUUCAGAUCCUUUCUAACUAGGUGGCGUGCGGGAACUUAGUUAUCCAACCAGGGGUCAAACCUGUGCCCCUCGCUGUGGAAGCUUGGAGUCUUAACCACUCAACCACCAGGGAAGUCUAGAAGUUUACUAGACUAAAAA